UCCGAACCAGCAGAAGCCGACUUCUGCCGUGGAUUAGCCUGGGUAACCUUCCGCCUGGACCCCCUGUAUCGCAGCUGGCUGAGAUCAUAUCUCGAAGUAUGACUAUGUGUGUUAUCUCUAUGUUCUUCGGAUUCGUGUAUCCCCUGCAACCAAUCUUACAUCAACCUUCUUGCAUACGUCGCCUACGUGCAAAGGAUGAUACAUCCGACAUCGUGUUCCUAUCACUGUUGUCGGGUCAUUUUUGUGGCACUUGUCCAUUCAUCAUCAAUAUGUAUAUUCGUUGUCUAUGAGCUACCCAGCUUGAGACUCUAUUCAAGAAGGUUACUAUUCCAAUCAAAUACCAGGCAUCUCAAACAAGACCGUUGCAAUGCUCAGCGGGAGGACGAGACGGUCUUCUCCUUAUUGGAAAGACAUGUCACUUUGAAAAGCUCGAUCCGGCGCUGUUUAGUGAACCCUCUCGGUUUGAAAGGAGAUACAGUUUUCCUGUCCCUUCUCGGACAGAACGCUUCAAUUAUGUUCAACACUGGCAGAAGAAACUCUCCAGAAAUCCGCAAUAGUCAUUCGGGGACGGGCUUUCGGCGGAAUUUGCAGUUCAGGGCCGAAGGGUUCUCAUUGUGCGUUUCUGAAGGAGAUCUUCGUGUUCGCUCUUUUGACCCUAGUCCAGAGUCCUGUUAGCUCGACCGUCGAUCUCGGUUGACCCCACGGGGACUUGUCAUCACCGAUAAGCUUUCGUCACUCAGUAUCACAGCAGAUAAUUUGGGUACGAGAUCAGAUGGAAUCAGGUAAUGAGCGUGGAAUGGCUGCUAUUUGGGCAGAGACAAGCCGACUGAAAUUAUGUUUGGGAGUCGU
Kockovaella imperatae is the source of this 849-nucleotide messenger RNA. RefSeq lists its product as hypothetical. The transcript is spliced from 7 exons. NCBI's taxonomy places the organism in Eukaryota, Fungi, Basidiomycota, Tremellomycetes, Tremellales, Cuniculitremaceae. The coding region runs from base 196 to 675 and encodes 159 amino acids. The record is from RefSeq and is a predicted model, not a curated record.